GUAGAUUCCAGUAGACCUACCGUUUUAUUCUCGGUUUUCUCCCACAGGCUUUUUCGAUCUAUUAGAGCUGACUGGAGCGGGGAUCCUCAUUCCGGAAGGCCGCCGCGUUCAGGGCCGUGACUUCUUUUUUUUUAUCCGCACUCUAUGUCUGCUUGAUUUUUUACUGUUGAAAGAAAAUGAGAGACUCUGAUAAAUUUCGUUAGAUUCACAAAUUCUGCACGACAUGGCGCGCAAAAAGGAAGCCAAAGCCCAAGGUCCUUCCAGAGAUCAUUUGCAGACUUAUCAGCGAAUGAACUUUUUAUACCAAGCGUCAGCUUUAAUGGCGGCCACUACGGCACAGACACAACAAGAGCCCCGUUCCAAGUGGAACGAUAAUCGGACCCGAUCGCUUAACGGUUUGGGACGCUAUUACAAUAGUACAAUGCGAAAGAUGGCCAGACGAUUGGUGAUACGACUUGAUCCGCAUGUAAAACGUAGCAUAUGUAAGCGUUGUGAUACAAUGCUGCUUCCUGGUAAAACAUCUGCGGUUCGGAUACAACAUCAACCGGAAACCACUACCGUUACGACGUGUUUAAUCUGUAAUACACAUAAAAGGCUGAUUGCCCGCCCCGAUUACGAACUGUUCAAUGACAAGGCCGAAAUCCGACCCGAUAUGGAAACCGAAGCCGUUGAAAAAGCCGAUGCAUAGCUUGCAACAUCAGCUUUUUAUCCUGUUUGAUGAUCUCAAGGACACUGAGGAUAGGCGUAUACCCAAUGGUUUUCAUACACUGCACAAGUCUGGGAUACAACGUUUGCAUUGACAUGCGUUGCUAUUACUUGUCAUCUUUUUACGUUUCCAUUUCAUUGUAAAGUAUUUUAAAUCACGUGGGGGAAGGAGAUUGUCCAUCCGCAUGAAUCAUUCAGACAUAAAGUUGACUAUCAAUGUAUGAUAUACUGUAUGAUGCUCGUACAUAAAUCAAAAAG
Messenger RNA from Radiomyces spectabilis, 963 nucleotides. RefSeq names its product RNAse P Rpr2/Rpp21/SNM1 subunit domain-containing protein. The coding region runs from base 224 to 688 and encodes 154 amino acids. Gene Ontology annotation, biological process: tRNA processing. The transcript is spliced from 3 exons. The record is from RefSeq and is a predicted model, not a curated record. Lineage: Eukaryota; Fungi; Mucoromycota; Mucoromycetes; Mucorales; Radiomycetaceae. Gene Ontology annotation, cellular component: nucleolar ribonuclease P complex.